GAACAAGUCGAAAUGUAACAAACAUUUAAAAAAAGCUGCGGGUGAAUAAGGGGUGUGAGUUGGUGGGUGUCGCUGGUGAUGUCACACCUCCCAGACAGCCACGAUUGGACCCUAAUUAGAAAGCUCGGCAGCAAAUAGAUAGGCGUCCUGCAUGAUUGAAUUCAAAGUGGCUGAUGCCAACAUUUCUGCAGAGGCGCGGAAAACUGUCGGGAGAGGAGCGGAGUAGGCAGGGCGCCGGUAUCAGUGCAGCCGGGAGCCGCCACGCCACGCUGCGCUGCGAACAGUCUCUCCGUGAGCCGGAGGCGAGCUGGAGUUUCAGAGGUGAUAUAGGAACAGCAAGACGCGCUCCCCCUUGGUUUGGAGGGAUAAAAAAAAAAAAGAGGGAGAGCCGAAAAUAUAGUCCGAGUCUACGUCAAAAGGACGCUGCGUUAUCAGAGAGCAACGGAGGCAGAAGCGAGACAAGUACAAAGGAGAGUCGAGCCGCCGAGUCCAAGUUAUCCCUGCGCUGCGCUCCAAAGGCUGCGCUGAUGGCAUCCGUACUUGGAAACAACAGCCGCGCGGGGGCUCAGAGCGGCCAGGUCAAAUGCAAGCUGAAAAGGAGAAGGAGGAGACGGUCGAAGAGAAAAGAUAGGAACAGAACAGCGCGCUGGAAAAUCAGAUCCCAACAUCUCCAAGAGAAAGUCAGUAUGCUGUCAGCAUUGAUCGCUCCUUUCAAGUACAUAAGCCCUGGGACCAGCAGCACAGAGGACGAGGACAGUUUAAGUACCAGCAGUGCAGAGGUAAAGGAAAACCGUAAUAUUGGUAAUUUAGAGGAUCGCUCUAUAGGAUCUGCAGAGUGCCAGUCGCUUUUCUGCUCUGACUCUGCAAGAAGUGGGAGCUCUGGUCUGAAGAGGAAACGGCCACUGGAGGAAGACAACAAUGGGCACUUGUGUCAACUCCGCCUGAUCUAUAAGAAACUGUCCUGGUCUGAGGCACCAAAGAAUGCUUUGGUACAGCUCAAUGAACUUCGGCCGGGCCUGCAGUACCGCAUGGUGUCUCAGACAGGCCCAGUCCACGCUCCUGUCUUCUCCAUCGCUGUGGAGGUGAACGGGCUGACCUUCGAGGGUACAGGCCCCACAAAGAAGAAAGCUAAGAUGAGGGCUGCCGAGCUGGCCCUCAAGUCCUUCAUCCAGUUCCCCAACGCUCCUCAGGCCCACCUGGCCAUGGGAAACAUCUCAAACCCUUCGGCUGACUUCACCUCAGAUCAGGCAGACUUCCCUGACACGCUCUUCAAGGAAUUUGAGUCUUCGCCGUGCUCUGAUGGCCUCUCGCUCUGCAACUCAGCAGCAGAGAGCGAGCUACUAUCGAGUGAGCUACUGAGACAUGGACGGUUGCUUCGCCAUACCUUGGACCUGAUGGUGCAGGCUCAGCAGCGGCUGGGUGGAAUUGUUCCAGAGCCAGAGGCCCCCAAGAGCCCCGUGGCGUUGCUCAAUGAGCUCCGGCCGGGCCUGCGCUAUGCGUGCCUUUCAGAGCAAGCUGAAGGCCGACGGCUGCGUAGCUUUGUGAUGGCUGUGCGUGUGGAUGGGCGGAUAUUUGAGGGCUGCGGUCGCAGCAAGAAGCAGGCCAAGAACCAGGCGGCCCAGUGUGCUCUUCAGGCCCUCUUCAACAUCAGGACAGCCCCUGAGGGGAGGAUAGGCCUCAAAGUCAGCAGGAAGAGCUGUCCUCAUUUACCCCAGGACUUUGCCGAUUCAAUAUUCCACUUGGUGAGGGAGAAGUACCGCUCGCUGGUGGGCGGCUGCAGUCCUGCGCACGCUCGACACAAAUCCCUGGCAGGCAUCGUAAUGACCCAAGGUCUGGACCUGAGGCACGCCCAGGUGGUGGUGUUAUCCACGGGAACCAAGUGUAUAAACGGGGAGUAUCUGAGUGACCAGGGACAAGUGGUCAAUGACUGUCAUGCUGAAGUCACGGCCCGCAGAGCUCUGCUACGCUUCCUCUACUCUCAACUUGAACUCUUCUUAAGUAAAAGGCCAGAUGACUGGGAGGAGUCGAUAUUUGUGCGGCGCAAGGAGUGCGGCUACAGGUUGAGGGAUAACGUCCAUUUCCACAUGUACAUCAGCACCUCGCCGUGUGGGGACGGGAGGCUCAACUCGCCCUAUGAAAUCACCACUGACCUACACAGCAGCAGACACCUCAUGAGAAAGCACCGCAGCCACCUGCGGACCAAAAUCGAGUCAGGCGAAGGGACGGUGCCGGUGCGAUGCCGGGGGCCCGUCCAGACAUGGGACGGCGUCUUACAGGGUGAGCAGCUCAUCACCAUGUCCUGCACCGACAAGAUCACCAGAUGGAACAUCCUGGGCCUGCAGGGGGCGUUGCUGAGCCACUUUGUGGAGCCGGUGUACCUGCACAGCGUGACUGUCGGCAGCCUGCGCCACACGGGCCAUCUGGGCCGAGUUCUGAACCAGCGGCUAGAGCGCCUGGGCCCACUGCCCGCCACGCACAGACGCAACCAGCCCCUGCUCAGCGGACUGAGCAAUGCCGAGUAUCAGCACCCGGGGAAGGCCUCAUGUGUGAGUGUCAACUGGACGCUGGGUGAUGCACAGUUGGAGGUGGUCAACACAGCCACUGGACAGAGACGGGACUCAGGGACACCCUCGCGUCUCUGCAAGCACGCCCUGUUCACCCGCUGGAACAGACUGUACCGCAAGUUGGGGAUCCACGUGUCCGGCUCAGUGGACCGCCAGCUCAUGUACUGCGAGGCCAAGAUGGCGGCACGUCCUUACCAGACAGUGAAGCAGCAGUGGUUCAGAUCUCUGCAGGAAACAGGUCUCGGAACCUGGGUCAAGAAACCACCUGAGCAGGAACAGUUCCUGCUGUCGGUCUAAGGAAGAGUGUGUGUGUGUGUGUGUGUGUGCAAGCGAGAUAGAGAGUGUGUGUGUUUGUUUAACCUUUAUUUUUUUAGGGUAAGAUGACUCCAUGCUCUUUACCAACACCCUGCUUCACACCUUCAUACCUUGAAGUUUCCCAGUGCAAUCUCUAAACUCAAGGCUGUCACCACGUGUGUGUGUGUGUGUGUGUGUGUGUGUGUGUGUGUGUGAGUGUCAAUCUGGAUGUGCCGCCCAUCCACCCAAUAAAAAAACGACAAGAGGAAGGUCAACUGGACGGGCUGAAAAGACAAAAAGAUGGACUCUUUCUGUGACUUGCCCUUCUUCAAACGCACAAACACACACGUUUAAGCAAACACACACCUAAAUACCCCCCUCUUCGGCUGUCAAGUAAGGUUGGGGUAACCUUGAGCAGAAUGAAAGGCAGCCGCUAUCUUGUCAUCAGCUAUUUCCGGGCCCCAAGGCCCCCGCUGAGGAGCAGAGCCACGGGGGAGAGAGCAAGAGAGAGACAGAGAAAGAGAAAAAGAGAGAGAGGUCCACGUCCAAUUACCAGCGCUGUCAGGGUGACGGGUGAUAGAGGAAAAGGAAGAGAAGCAAUGGGAAGAGAGAGUGAGGAAAAAAAAGAGGACAGACCAUUGCUUCAGACCAGCCCGCCUCACCUUCCUUCUCUCAUUCUAUCUUUGUCCUCCUUCUCUGACUCACCCUUUGACUCCUGACUUCCUUCUCCUUUUGUCUCCAUCUCUCCCUCCUUGUCCUCUUUCUCAUUUUCUUCCUUCCUCCACCUAUUUCCCAUGCCACCUCUUUGUCAUUCUCUUCUUUGCCUGCGUCUACAAACCCCGCCUCCCCCCAGCCCCCCAGCCCCCGCCUUUAAUGCGCGGCAGAGGUUAACACGACACAAUGAUAAUACACCCUGUUUUUUUUUCUCCCCUCCUCACCUUACUGGGUAGAUAGGAGACGAAUCGAGGCUAGGUACAUAAACGCAGCCAUUACAGCUUGCCUAAGUACAGGUGGAGGUGAUGAUGGAGGAAGGGGAGUGGUUUCCUGUUUUUUUUUCAUACUAAAAUUAUUUCCUUUCUCUUUCUGUCUUUUGACCUGGAUGACCUCAGUUUUCAGCCUGUCGUGUUUCCUUACAUCUGAAUUGAAGCUUGUUGUCACCAAUAAGAGUAUCGGUCGUGACUCAUUAGCGAGGCCUCGUUGACCUGAUUGACGUGUGCUUUCUUUCUGUGGUCAUGACCGCCCUGAACAGAUAACAGUCAAGUUUUCUAAGCCCACACCACCUCACUAUCAGCACUGUGGUCGACUUGAGGGAUUUUAUUUUUAAACGCCAUUUUCGACAGAUUUAAACACAAAACCUUCACAUGCAAAUUAAAGGUUAAAAAUCAGCGAGGUAAAUAUGGAAAUCCCUGAUCACCACCAUGUACAUUUGUACUUACACUAUUUUUAUGUCUCUGCAUAUUUCAUGAUGUAAACAUACACACUGUGUGUGAUUUUUUUUUUUUAAAUGCAGCUAAGUGUUGAUAUUCAUUAUGAUCAUGACUGUGUUGUUCUGUCAUUGCUGUAUUCUCUUCAAGGAUAUUAGUUGAGGCAUCAAACUGCCAGCAGCAUGGCUCAGUCAGCAGUAAAAUCUAAGUAGUGAGAGUGACAUCUAGUGGUGUUCUUCUGUUGUUGUUUUCCUGUCCUGCUCCUACUGAGCCCCUGUAAUGGCAGCAUUAUGUGAGGAUACAGUAUCAAAUCCAAUUGUUGACUGUCUAGCCGAUUGAACUGUAGAAUAAGACCUUCAGUGGACAUCAGUGUGUGAGGAAGAUGUUUUGACACACAGGCAGAUUUACACAAGAGAGAACUUGACCCACAUGUAACCUGCAUCUGGCUUCAAAUUUACUAGGCAAAUGUUUACUAAUUGAAUAGGUCUUAAUAGGUCUAGGGUAUUGGCCAAUCAGUAUUGCUCAGUUCUGCAGAGCUGUAAAUUUAUUAUUGCUUCUUUUUUGAAAGUUUUAGAGACCCUGACAACUUGGUUUUAAAUCUUAAAGGAGCAGUGUGUGGGAUUUAGUGGCACCUAGUGGUGGAAAUGGCAGUUUGCAACCAUUUGACAACCGCUUGCCUCACCCUCUCCUUCCUUCCAAGCGUGUAGGAGAAACUACGGUGGCCGCGAAACUCGUGAAAAAUGCAAAAGGCCCUAUCUUGAGCCAGUGUUU
Molecule: messenger RNA, 5053 nt
Organism: Siniperca chuatsi (mandarin fish)
Lineage: Eukaryota; Metazoa; Chordata; Actinopteri; Centrarchiformes; Sinipercidae
Gene: adarb2
Product: adenosine deaminase RNA specific B2 (inactive)
Exons: 11
Coding region: 174-2861 (895 amino acids)
Biological process (GO): adenosine to inosine editing; RNA processing
Cellular component (GO): cytoplasm; nucleolus
Molecular function (GO): tRNA-specific adenosine deaminase activity; double-stranded RNA binding; double-stranded RNA adenosine deaminase activity
Source: RefSeq, a predicted model, not a curated record